UAUACCCUCGCCUACCCAGGGCGCGCACGCACGCAGCACCGACGAGAGCGGAUCCGAGCCAACGUGUAGAGAGACGACGACACCACACAACGACGGCAACCACGACGACGAAGACGACGACACCACGCGACGACGACGACGACGACGACAACGUCGAACCACGCACCACGCACGCACCAACGCACGCUCGCAUGCACGCAGCCACGCAACUACUUACUUACGUGUAACCGUCCGCGCCACGCUUGCACACACGAUCUCAUCAUCGACGGCGUGUGUAGAUACACGCGGAGAGAGGACGCGCGUAAACGCGCACACGGACACGCGGCCAGCGUGUAGAGAGAGGAACCGUGCACACCUACGGAAAUUCAGACGUAUGGACGAGAGAAUACGAGCGCGCGAGCUAAGCCGGUACGCGCGCGUGCAGAGAAAGAAACACGCUCGUGUGUAACACCGAGGAGAGUGAGAGAGGGACAGGAAGAACGAGAAGGAAGGAGAAAGAGAGAAAAAGUCCGAGGGACACACACAGGAGCGCGCGGGCGCACACAUACAUGCACGCGCAUGCACGCAUACCACGAGACCGCCGAAAAAACUGCACGGGAGAGGCGCAGCAACGGGCAAACCGAACCGCGCGCGAAUCAAGUGCUUUGGCCAGUCGCGUUCCCAAUCACUCUACGACUAGGUAGUCCCCCGGUGUGUCCCAAAGAAGCGGCAGGGAGCUGGUCCUUCGCUCGAUGGUGUCGUCCCGCAAGAUAAUACCGGAUACUUUACCGCGGGAUCCUUCCUUACUGGUCAACGAGAGAGAUCCUACGUUCGUCGAUACAUCGUUCUAGAUCUUUUUCCUCGAAAUCUCGUCGAUCUUCGUCCGCCCGAUCAUUCAUACAUUUUGCGCGUUUCGUGGCCGCAACGUUAUCGUCGUUUCGAAGAUCACACACGGGAGUGCGUAAACGUCGAUCGUCUCUUUUUUUUUUCCUUUCCUUUUCUGUUCGCGCGUUAUCUCCGUCCACGACGACAACACAACGCGGAAGAAGAAAGAACAAUCGAAGAAAAGGAACAGCAGUGAAUAGUCGGACGUCUUGAGCGUCGAUGAGAAUCGUCGCCGAUACCUAUUUACGGUGAUUCACAGUUGCACACGUCGCACGUCGCGAACACUGAACAAGGGAGAGAAGGGAAAAUCCUCGGCAACGGAUCAUCCUUCUUCGUGAUACGCGACCACGGGUGUUACGCUACGUACACGAUUGCUACGACUAUUGCUACGACGAUUUGCUGCUUCACGGACGUGUCUUCUUCGACCCGUUCGUCCUUCGGAGCCGCGAGUGACAUCCGCGUGUAUCGAUAUAUCUGGAUCAAUCGUACUGCUUCGACUACGUGCAAGAUCCACUCUAUCGACGAACGUCUUGAUGCGAGCAGACAGAACGGAUAAGUGAGAUACGAUCGAAAAGAGGAAGCCAGCGAAAAGUAGUAAUAAGUGUGUCUGUAUUUUUGUUGCAUCGCGCAGGCAGGAACAAACGGCGUGGUUUUCCAGCUAAGGAGAAACGGAAGACCGAUGUGACGGUUGACCGAGAAAAAGCAACGACACCUUUUUUCGAUUGUGUUCGCGUUAGCUGUUGUCGUGGAAGACACGAUUCGUGUGGAUUCGCGCGUUGUUCAACGUAAUCACGUUGUCGACGACAUACGAGGAGAAUUUGAAGGCGCGUGUUGCACGACGACGACGAGAUCAGUUGUCGUGGUACGUUGGUCGUGCGUCGUUUUCACGAGGAUGGACCUACCAGUGUCCCCGAGAUCCUCCGGAACGCACGAGACCACGAACGACGAUUGCGUGGCUUAGGGAAUCUCGUGCGGAAUUCAGACUUCCCGGUCUGUGGAUCGUCUCGGGAGACGGCGAGAGAGGAGACAGGCACACAGAAAUCGACACAGAGAGGACGGACAGCGGAGGACGGCAAAAGAAGGCUAGCUCGUCGCGAUCGUCGCAUCCGACAGUCAAACGGUGGGUUUAGCAUCGACGACAAGGACACCGGGCAAAGGAGCCCCACACUUUACUUCGCGCUCAACGAUCAAGGCAACGCGCGCUAUACCGCUAUUGUCGCUGCCGCGCGCGAUCGCAACUAUCAUCAUCGUCGUCGCCACUGUUGUCAUCGUUGCCGACUUUCACGGCCGAUUCUCUCCGCUCACCGAUUUCGAGAUAACACGCAGCGGAUCUCGCGAUCGUAUCCAAGAGACGGACACGUGUGUCGCUAGGCUUCGAGGCUCCUUUUUCGACGCGGCAGCCUGCGAGGAAGCGCGGAGCGGAGCGCGUGAAAAAGCGGCGCAGCCUGCGCUCGAAGGAUGCGCUUCUGAAUCGCGAGCAAAGAGGGGCAGGAGGAACGGAACGCACGUGAGCGACGUGUCUAACACGACAAGUGCCGCAAGAUUUUGCUCGUGCUCGUCGAAGAUCGAGCGCGAGGAAUGAACACGACGACGCUAUCGCGUCGUGGACCGGCGUCGAUUCCGGACCCGUCCGUCGAGAAUGACUUUCCGCCACGACGAAGCAGCACUAGUGGCCGUGUGUAGGGGACUUUUUCGCGAACUUGUGAAGUGCGCACUUUUUUGCGAGGUGGCGUUGUGCAGAUAAAACGCAGAGCGUUUCAAUUCGGCUCAUUGUUUCGGUCAUUAGCUUACGCGGCAUGACGAGUGAUAGGUGUGCUUUCGCGAUAACGCAUCUACUUUCUUCGAACUGUGAUUACUUUCCGGAUAAUGUGUGGUGAAUGUGCCUUAGAAAUACGAAAAGCGUAAAUGCCGUUUAGCCGCGAUCGCUGAGGAAAAGGUGAAUAGAUAUAACGAUGGUAGAUACGCAACACUUUUGUCUGCGAUGGAACAAUUACCAAAGCAGUAUAACGUCGGCGUUUGAAAACUUAAGGGACGAUGAAGAUUUUGUGGACGUCACAUUGGCCUGCGAUGGCAAAAGCCUCAAAGCGCACCGCGUCGUACUUUCCGCAUGCAGUCCCUAUUUUAGAGAAUUGCUCAAGAGCACACCGUGUAAACACCCGGUGAUAGUACUUCAAGACGUAGCGUUCAGCGACUUGCACGCUUUGGUGGAGUUCAUCUAUCACGGGGAAGUGAACGUGCAUCAGCGUUCCCUUAGCAGUUUUUUGAAGACUGCCGAAGUCCUCAGGGUAUCGGGACUUACGCAACAGGCCGACCAAACAGACAGGGACGAGCUAUCCCAUGUACGCGCGUUGGCUGCCGGUGGUAACCACCUUCCCUUUCACGAAAAAUCAGAAGAGAGUUUCCCCCGGGGUGGUUCCCCGCCCACACCAGUAACCCCGACACCGACGACCGUGCAGCAAUUGCUACGCCGAGCGCAGAUACGCAGGAACGAGAGACGAACACCGGAUCCGCACGAUGAGUCGGCGAAGAAGCCGAGGGUGCCGUCGCCGCCUCUCAACAACAACGACGCUACUCCCACGGAUUUCUCGAUGGUGAAGAACAACCAUCUGUCGAGCAAGGUCGAGGGUAACGGCGUGCACGAGGAGAACAGCCCCCUGGAAGACAACAUCAAGUGCGAGCCGUUGGAGCUGACAGGUGGUAACAGCGGUAACGGAGGCAACAACGAAGACUCGUCGGAUUCUGGAGCUGCCGCGUCGGACCGGCCACCCGCGUCGGCCAGCAGUAACGAGCACGAGGCCGAAUCCGAACACACGUCCACCCCGAAUUUUUUGUCCGAAACGAAAAUCUUCCCCACGCCUGGAAGCUUUAAUUUCAGUAUGGCGGCGCUAGCCACGGAGCAUACACCAUUGUCAGUGAAAUUUCCAGGAUUGGGCCACGGGUUGCAACCACCGGACUUGGCAGGAACUUCGCAAGACCGGGAGGUCGCCGAGGAGGACGGGGGUUGGCAGUCCGCUACCAACGGAGACGGUCAACGGCUAACCGGCCAAUCGAGCCAAAGUACGGCAACUAGUCAGUGCGAGAUGAUGCAGGGGCACCAGCAGCAGCAGGAGCUGCCCAUUAUCGAUCUCUUAGACGACAUUAACGAUCAGAUGCAGAUCGUGCUCAAGUCGGAACCUCUGUCGCCGAAGAUAGACGAGCUCGAGUCCUGUUUGCUCAACGAGCAGAUCGAUCUGCAAUCGGAUCGAGGCUCGGCCAACAAUGCUAAUGGUCAGCAGACGCGUCAGCAGAAUGGUAACAAUAACAACAACAACAACAGGCAACACCAGCAACCAAGGACGACGUUGAACGAAACUGUCCCGUUUGCCGAUCUUCGUUGGCUAACGCAGAAUGGUAACAUGCAACCGGCGUCGAAACUUCGCGACGCCUCCAGAACUCAGGUCGAGCAGGAACUUAAAUACUCGAGCCGCUCGAUCACCGGCACUUACUGUAGCUUCUGCCAGAAGACUUUCUCUCGUGCGUGGUCUCUUCAGAGGCACUUGGCGGACACGCAUUUUUACGUACCGCAGUCGCUCUCUUGCGAUCAAUGCGGUAGAAGCUACAAGUCGAGGAACAGUCUGGUCAGUCACAAGAGCCAGUACCACGCGAGAAAAGAGCGAAAGGAACACGAGGAACAAUGCGAGGUCACGUAUUGACCGACAUCCAUGGUUUAGUGACCGAAUUUGCGUCGAGGUUCCGUCUUGCCCCGAGAGAUCUACGCACGAAGGAACGCGGAAUCAAGAGAAGAGAAUACGGCAGAAUCGUUCGACCUUCGAGAUUGUAACGCGAUUAAUCGUCGUUUCUCGUUGCAUGAGAAAGCAAAGAGACGUUCGACCAUCGUUUAGAUAAUUUUAUAAGUACCACGUUGAUUGAGUAGUCGCGUUAUUUCGUUUCGUUUGAAACGUUUGCGUUAGCGUUACCGAGAUAAUAAUUAAUCCUAGUCUUCUGAUCGUAAAACGAGUUACCUCGAUGCACGCCAAAGAGAGUCGCGAAUCGAAACCUACGCAUACGUGUUACCUCAAAGAAUUCACGCGGAACGUCCUGUUCCUCCUUGCCAGUCGAUCGUGUCGCGUUACGCGCGCACCCUUCGAAUAAUAAGUUCCGCCAUCUGGACUAGUUUCGUGCCAAGUUCAUGGCUCGAGCCAGUGUCUUUCCACGGUAAAAUCGAUACCACUCUCCUGUGGUACGACUGUGCUCUUCCUCAUCUACCCCAGAGAUCCAGCCAAAAGGGUAGUUCAUCGCCGUGCCGACGAUAAAGUCGACCUUGUAGCGUUUUCCCAUCGAUUAGCUGCUGGUAUAUUUAUCGAUGGGCGUAUCGCGUGGCUGUGCAAUUUCUCUCGAUCGAGCCAGAAUAGAGUCGCGAACACGUCGUCGGUUCGAAUUUUUGCCGGCAGAGUGGUUUUUCGCACGAAACGCGAGGCUGGUAUCUCGCGAAACGCUCGAACCAAGGACGAAUCUAUUUAUCGGUCGAUUGGACUAUAACCCAUCUAUCUACGAGCCUUGAAAAACAAUUUUUCGGUACCGAUACGGUUGAGAGACUCGUUUUUUCGUAUCGUUUCUCGUAUCGUUCCGUCCGCCACCCCCUCGCCUCGUCUCUGCGCCUUUCUCAUGCACGGACUCACGAUCGCGACCGUUCAUUUUCUAUAGUAUGCCUCGCUGACACGAUCAACGUUGUCGUCGUCGCUUGCCGCGUUAUACACGAAUCGAUCGCUCGCGGAAUCGUAGUUACGCUAAGGUAAACCGCGCGAAACGUAACUGUCGCCCCAUAGUAAUAGCGUGAAUGUCGUUAGA
This is a messenger RNA of Bombus pyrosoma, 5691 nucleotides long. It is a transcript of the gene br, whose product is annotated as broad-complex core protein-like. NCBI's taxonomy places the organism in Eukaryota, Metazoa, Arthropoda, Insecta, Hymenoptera, Apidae. Gene Ontology annotation, biological process: regulation of transcription by RNA polymerase II. The coding region runs from base 2817 to 4556 and encodes 579 amino acids. Gene Ontology annotation, cellular component: nucleus. Gene Ontology annotation, molecular function: protein binding. The record is from RefSeq and is a predicted model, not a curated record. The transcript has 8 exons.